GGUUCGGACAACCCAAAAAAGAAAGAACAAACCAAACCAAACCAAAGGCCUCUCUUUCUCUCAUCUCUGAAAUCAAACUCUCUCUCUCUCUCCUCUUUCUCUCUCCUCAGCCAAAAUUGCCACACACUACUACUGCUAUCCACACGUUUCUCUACGCUUUCUCUCUCUACCUUCUUCUUCCACCUCCAUUUCUGCAUCUUCGCACCUCUGGAGGUCCUUACGCGUCUCCAAUUUCAGACCUUUUUGGGGGUUUUUUGGUUGGUUCGGUGUUUUUAGGGUUUGUAUUGUUCUGGUGAAGCAAAGUUGUUUUCUUUUAUUAAUGGGGUGAAGGAAAGUGGGUUUAGGGUGAAGUAUAAUGGAGUGGGAUAGCAAUUCCGAUCUGAGUGCGGAUGAUGAUGAGGAGGAAUUCAUGCUUAACGAUGUUGAUGUUGGUAAAGCUGGUCCUGGACCGAUUCCUUUUCCGGUUGAGAAUCUGCUACAAACGGCUCCUUGUGGUUUUGUUGUUACUGAUGCACUUGAGGUUGACCAUCCAAUUAUUUAUGUUAAUACUGUUUUUGAGAUGGUUACUGGGUACCGUGCUGAAGAAGUGCUUGGUCGAAAUUGUCGUUUCUUGCAGUGUAGAGGUCCAUUUGCUAAAAGAAGGCAUCCUUUGGUGGAGUCUGCAGUUGUUUUUGAAAUCAGAAGAUGUCUUGAGGAAGGCAUUGAAUUCCAAGGUGAGUUAUUAAACUUUAGAAAAGAUGGAUCCCCGUUGAUGAAUAGAUUGCAACUGACACCUAUUUAUGGAGAUGAUGAAACAAUAACUCAUGUGAUUGGCGUCCAAUUCUUUACGGAGGCCAACAUUGAUUUGGGUCCAGUGCCAAGUUCAUCGCUCAAGAUGUCUGCAAAAUCUUCCGAGCGGUUUCGUUCUAAUCUUUCCACUUUCCGCCCUAUUCCUUCCGGGGACCGAAAUAUUUGUCGUGGGUUUUGUGGAAUAUUACAGUUGAGUGAUGAAGUACUGGCCCUCAAGAUACUUUCAAGAUUGACUCCCAGAGAUAUUGCAUCUGUUGGGUCUGUGUGUAGACGACUCUAUGAUUUGACAAGGAAUGAGGAUCUUUGGAGAAUGGUUUGCCAAAAUGCUUGGGGUAGUGAGACGACUAGUGUUCUUGAAACAGUGCCUGGUGCAAAGAGAUUAGGGUGGGGUCGACUAGCACGGGAAUUGACAACUCUUGAAGCAGCAACAUGGAGAAAAGUGACUGUUGGAGGUGGGGUUGAACCAUCACGUUGUAACUUUAGUGCUUGUGCAGUUGGGAAUCGUGUUGUCCUUUUUGGUGGGGAAGGAGUUAAUAUGCAGCCAAUGAAUGACACGUUUGUGUUGGAUCUGAAUGCAAGCAACCCCGAGUGGCAGCAUGUCCAAGUGAGCUCUCCUCCUCCAGGUCGUUGGGGUCAUACGCUUUCUUGUGUGAAUGGGUCUAAUUUAGUGGUAUUUGGAGGUUGUGGAACACAGGGCUUGCUAAAUGAUGUUUUUGUGUUGGAUUUGGAUGCCAAACCUCCAACUUGGCGUGAAAUAUCCGGAUUGGCUCCACCACUACCAAGAUCAUGGCACAGUUCUUGCACCCUUGAUGGAACCAAGUUGAUUGUUUCUGGUGGCUGUGCAGAUUCUGGGGUACUUCUGAGUGACACGUUUCUACUUGAUCUCUCAAUGGAGAAACCCAUAUGGAGAGAAAUACCAGCAGCAUGGACACCUCCUUCUCGGUUGGGUCACACACUGUCUGUAUAUGGUGGUAGAAAAAUUUUAAUGUUUGGAGGUCUUGCCAAGAGCGGGCCACUUAGAUUUCGUUCCAGUGAUGUGUUUACAAUGGAUCUAAGUGAGGAGGAACCAUGCUGGAGAUGUGUCACUGGAAGUGGAAUGCCUGGUGCUGGAAAUCCAGGGGGCAUUGCUCCUCCUCCUAGACUUGAUCAUGUGGCUGUGAGCCUCCCGGGUGGCAGGAUCCUAAUCUUCGGUGGGUCAGUUGCUGGUCUUCACUCCGCCUCACAACUUUAUCUCCUUGAUCCAACAGAUGAGAAGCCCACAUGGAGAAUACUUAACGUACCUGGGCGGCCACCAAGAUUUGCUUGGGGGCAUAGUACUUGUGUAGUUGGAGGAACAAGAGCUAUAGUCCUUGGUGGACAAACCGGAGAGGAAUGGAUGUUAAGUGAGCUCCAUGAGCUUUCCUUAGCAAGCUCUGCCAUCUGAUUCAAAGGAUUCACAAUAAGUUGUAACAAAGUGGUCACUGCAUUCAACGACAAGGUGUUAGAUCUCUCCGAAGAAUCAGUUGGCAGAGAAUCUUGUAUCGGUCGCUAAUAACUCUCUUGACGAUGAUAUCUUACUCGAGUCAGAACUUGUUUUCUUGGUACGACCAUUGUGCAAAUUCUUUUUGUACCGGAUAAUUGUUCUGGCUCGAGAGAUGGACUUUUAACUUGUUUCGAGAGUGACUUGUGACCGAUCAGUCUUUGUUUUUUGUGAGGUUUGUGUGAAAACUCUGCCCCCCCUUUACUCACAAUUAAUUGUUCCCUCCUUGUCAGGUUAGUAGUUUAUGGUAUAGACAGGUAGUUUUUAUAUGUAGGCUUAUUUUCUUACUUAUUGUGUCCCAUAUGUUGCUUUAAUUCAGGUUCUGUAAUUUGAACCAAAGGAGAAAAAGAAAAAAAAACCCGAAAAAAAAAACCAGAGGCAUGUUUAUAUUGACAAUACUGCUAGUCUUCUCUCUUUUUCUAUUUGUAAUGAAAACUAGUUCAGCUCUUCUUCACUCCUCAAAAACAUGUCUCACUCAGCUCAAAAAGGAUUUUUGUAGCAAAGAUGGCGAGGCAGGACCGAAGAAGCCGCCCACCCCCUUAUUCUGCAUUUUCGUGGUGGUGCUUGUUCUUCGUCCGAAUAAAAAAAAAAAUUCUUAAUGAUAGUUAAAUUGGGAAAGAAAGAAAAAAAGUAACAAGGAAAAAAGAAAUAUUUUAUUUUAAUUUCA
Cannabis sativa is the source of this 2975-nucleotide messenger RNA. RefSeq names its product adagio protein 1. Gene Ontology annotation, cellular component: SCF ubiquitin ligase complex; nucleus; cytosol. The record is from RefSeq and is a predicted model, not a curated record. Gene Ontology annotation, biological process: circadian rhythm; response to blue light. NCBI's taxonomy places the organism in Eukaryota, Viridiplantae, Streptophyta, Magnoliopsida, Rosales, Cannabaceae. Bases 356 to 2212 code for a protein of 618 amino acids. The transcript is spliced from 2 exons. Gene Ontology annotation, molecular function: protein binding.